AUGAUAAAUAAUAAAUUUGAUGAUGAUCUGGACGACUUAAUAAAUGACAUCAAUUCAGUUAUGGACAACCCACAAAGCAAGCCCAUUUCAUAAUAAAACUAUUAGCCAUAACCAUAACCAAAUCAAGGUUAAUAAUAAAAAAGAAAAUGUUUAUCACCGCAAAUUGGAAACCAAGCAUAAUAUCGUAUAUGCACAAAUCUCAGAUGUCUUAAAUGUGAUCUCCAAGUUCAAUGCCAUAUUAACUAAAAAUGGAACAAAGAUGCAGAUUAUUUGAUAUUCAGAAACUAUUUUAAUAAUAUGUCGAUCCUAUGCAAGUAUUUAACAUAGGACAACCAAUGUAAUGCAUACAACUGUCAAUGCACUAGUGCAAAUGCCCUUGAAUCAAUAGCUGCUCCGUAGAAUUGGGUAUGCUCAGGACAUGCCAUCUGA
Molecule: messenger RNA, 429 nt
Organism: Paramecium tetraurelia
Lineage: Eukaryota; Ciliophora; Oligohymenophorea; Peniculida; Parameciidae
Exons: 1
Cellular component (GO): cytosol
Source: RefSeq, a predicted model, not a curated record